This is a messenger RNA of Selaginella moellendorffii, 1723 nucleotides long. Its product is annotated as 24-methylenesterol C-methyltransferase 2. Gene Ontology annotation, molecular function: S-adenosylmethionine-dependent methyltransferase activity. The transcript has a single exon. Lineage: Eukaryota; Viridiplantae; Streptophyta; Lycopodiopsida; Selaginellales; Selaginellaceae. The record is from RefSeq and is a predicted model, not a curated record. Bases 329 to 1474 code for a protein of 381 amino acids. Gene Ontology annotation, biological process: steroid biosynthetic process.
AGGUUUUUAACGGAACCCUCGUUCAUUCAGACAGUGGCAUUCCGACAAGCCCGUGGUGGCUGUUAGCAUUCUCCUGACGAGGCGCCGGAUCGAUCAAUCGAGGCUGAAGCAUGGCGCGCGCGGCGGCGCUGGAGCGGCAUUUGCCCCUCACGGAUUGAUAAUCCCGUGAGCGCCAGGCAGCGAUCGAUCCGAAAUAUCGAUAUCUCGAGCGGCGGGCGCAUCGAUCUCUCGGCAGCGCGAUUUCCAGGUCUUUCUUCUUCUCUUUCACUGCUCCAGGUUCUAGAUCUCGCCCCCCCCGCAUCGAUCGAUCCAUCCCUCCCGCCGCUGCAUGGAGUCUCCAACCGACGCCGGAUGGAUGGUGACAUGGGGAUUGCUGGGCACAGGCGCAGCCAUGGCGGCCGCGGGGCUCUACUGGGCGAUGUGCGUGGCCGGCUCGGCGGAGCAAAAAGGGAAGCGCGCCGUGGAUCUCGGCGGUGGAUCGCUUUCCAGGGGUGAGGUCGCCGGGAACUACCGCGAGUACGCGGCCUUCUUCGAUAAGCCCCAGCAGAUCGCGGCCAAGGACAAGGUACCCAAGCUUGUGGACACCUUCUACAACCUCGUCACGGACAUCUACGAGUGGGGAUGGGGCCAGAGUUUCCACUUCUCGCCGGCGGUCCCAGGCGUGGGGCAUCGCGAGGAGACCCAGCUCCACGAGAAGUACGUGGCGGAUCUGCUAGAGCUCGGGCCCGGCCAGAGGGUGCUGGACGCCGGGUGUGGCGUCGGGGGCCCGAUGAGAACCAUCGCCGCCCACUCGGGAUCCAACGUCGUGGGCAUCACCAUCAACGACUACCAAGUCGCCCGGGCUCGCAGCCACAACAGCAAGGCCGGGCUAAGCAAGCUCUGCGAGGUGAUUUGCGGGGACUUCCUCCACAUGCCCUUUGGCGACGAUAGCUUCGACGCGGCCUACUCGAUCGAGGCGACGUGCCAUGCACCGCAGCUCCGCGACGUUUACGCCGAGAUCUAUCGCGUGCUCAAGCCGGGGAAGCUCUACGUCUCUUACGAGUGGGUCACGACUUGCAAGUACCAGGCCCAGGAUCCGGAGCACGUCAAGAUCAUCCACGAGAUCGAGCACGGGAACGCGCUGCCGGGGCUGCGCUCGUAUAAGCAGGUCGUGGAGAUCGCCAAGGAGGUAGGAUUUGAGGUUUUGGAGGACAGGGAUUUGGCGCUUCCUCCGGCGCAUCCCUGGUGGACGAGGCUCAAGAUGGGGCGGCUGGCGUACUACAGGAACCAUGUCGUGAUCGCGCUACUAUCGUUCCUGGGGAUCGCGCCGCAGGGGGUUUUCGAGGUGCACGAGAUGCUGUUCAAGACGGCCAUGUAUCUGACGCGAGGCGGCGAGACUGGGAUUUUCUCGCCGAUGCAUCUCUUGGUUUGCCGGAAGCCAUUAGAUGGUGGUGAUGCCGCCACCGCUGCUACUGCUGCAGUUGCUUCUUCUUGACUCCUGGAAUAAUCUGCUCCUCCAUCUUCUGCACACUACAUUUUUUUAAAUUUUUUUUGGUUCUUUCUUCUUGGCCUUUCUUCUUUUUAACUCCUUUAUAUCUUUUAUUUUUCCAGAAAAUCGGUUUUGUUCUUGUGCUGCUCUAAAGUAAGGUAUUAUUUGUGUUGGAGCCGAAACGAGAGCAAAUGUGGCUUAUAUGAAACAAUUUGAAUAAUGCUAUUGGCAGAAUGGAUAUACUUAUUAUGAAUA